ACCCAUCAAAAUCAAAAACAAAUAAGGACCAAAUUUUGUCAUUUUCUCUUGAUUUUGAAAACUCCAUUUCUCCUUCUUCUUCACCUUCCCAAAUUUCUCCAUUGUUUCCAUUCCUUAUUAUCACCAAAAUCACCUUCCCAUUUUUCCCCUUUCCACUAAAAUCAACUUCAAAAAAAUCAUAGUUUAUUAAACACACUUACAUAUAUACAAUUUUUUUUUUAUUUUUUCCUCCAUUAAUCCCUAAAAAAAUUCACAACUUAUAUACAUUGAAGAACGAAAAACUAAGGGUUUAUUUGAUCUCUUUUUUCGGCGUAAUGUGCUGCGAAUCGGCAAGUAAUUGAGUUUCUACUUUGUUGAAAAUCGAUGACAACUACCAAACGUGCUUAUAAGCUACAGGAAUUUGUAGCACAUUCUUUAAGCGUGAACUGCUUAAAGAUUGGGAGAAAGUCAUCCAGGGUUCUUGUAACCGGGGGAGAAGAUCACAAGGUUAACCUCUGGUCCAUUGGCAAGCCCGAUGCUAUAUUGAGCUUGUCAGGUCAUUCAAGCGGAAUAGAUUCAGUUAGCUUUGAUUCUUUAGAAGUUCUGGCAGCUGCAGGUGCAGCAAAUGGUACUAUCAAGCUUUGGGAUUUAGAGGAGGCCAAGAUUGUUCGGACUCUUACUGGACAUAGAUCCAAUUGUAUAUCAUUGGACUUCCAUCCCUUUGGUGAGUUCUUUGCAUCUGGGUCUCUGGACACAAAUCUAAAGAUAUGGGAUAUUAGACGCAAAGGGUGUAUUCACACAUACAAAGGUCACACUCGAGGUGUUAGUACCAUCAGGUUCACGCCAGAUGGCCGCUGGGUUGUAUCUGGUGGAGAAGACAGUAGUGUAAAGAUAUGGGAUUUGACUGCAGGAAAGCUUUUACACGAUUUCAAAUGUCAUGAAGGAAAAAUUCAGUGCAUAGACUUUCAUCCUCAUGAGUUCUUACUGGCAACAGGUUCUGCUGACAAGACAGUAAAAUUUUGGGACCUUGAAUCUUUUGAACUCAUAGGUUCUGCUGGACCUGAGACAACAGGAGUGCGUUGCAUGGCCUUUAAUACUGAUGGAAGAACCCUUCUUUGUGGUUUACAUGAGACUUUGAAGGUUUUCUCGUGGGAACCAAUUAGGUAUCAUGAUACAGUAGAUGUUGGAUGGUCUACAUUGUCUGAUCUUAGUAUUCAUGAAGGAAAACUUCUUGGAUGUUCUUAUAAUCAAAGUUGUGUUGGAGUGUGGGUUGUCGAUAUUUCGUGUCUUGAACCAUACACAGUGGAUAGUACUACACGAGUAACUGGUCACUCAGCAGUGAAAUCCAAUUUAAGAGUGAAUCUAUCCACUCCGGCUGAGGAUGCUACAGAUGCAAGUUGUGGAAGACAAUUAAUUUCACAAAACUCUGAUCUUGUGAAAGAGUCCAAGUCUUUCAGAAGACUUUCUUUGUCACACAACAUGGUUCUUCAGAGGGAUUCUGCUAGUCUUACUACUAUCACAGAUGCUCCUGUCACCGCACAAAAAGUAAAUCUUAGUACUGGUCCAAAGGCACCUCCAAUCAGCUCACGAGCAGUUCCUAAUACAACUGGCGUAAAGAGGAAUUCAGCAAAAAUUCAGUCAACAGAAAAUGCUUCUAUUGUCAAUAAGUCAGAGAUAAUACCUGUUCUUGUCCCUAGAAAUAAUGAAAGAAUGGAGCUGGCAUCCGAAUGCAGGGCAGGAGGAGUUGCAGGAAGGGAAAUGCCACAAAGAUUGCAGCCGAAAGUAUCUGAUUGGAAGUCUACUUCUCCCGAUGGAGACCUUGGGAGGCCAACUGCUGCAGUGCAGUCUGAAGUUGAAGUACCUAAGGCUACUGAAAGUAGUAGUCCUGCAGAGAGGAACAUCUUUCCUUCUGUUAAAUGCUCAAUAUUUGGAACUGCGACAACUGAUAGAAAUGUGAAUGAUAACAAGAAUUUACUUUCCACAAAACUUGAUAUAAAUACAGCGCCUGGGUCACUUUCCAGACACCAAAUUGAAAAUUAUGAAGCCCGUGGAAAUAUUCUUAAUAGGAAACCUUAUUCCAUGCAAGGUCAACAAAGAGGUAGGAUGCGAUCUACUGUUGCAAACUGGGAAAAGAGAGAUAAAAUUCCUAGUUAUGAGGGUCUUGCUCCCUGCAUUGUUGGGGCCGUACCUGCUCCUGAUGUGGUUCCCGCCGAUAUGAAUUUAAUUCAUCGUAAUUCAAAAAUUGUACAUGAAAAGAGAGAAGGCCCCUUAUCAGCAGUAAGUGAGGCAGUAUCUGCUGACGAUGAGGAUAUCAUUGCUGACUUGAUGGAACAGCACAACGAAUUUGUUGGCUCGAUGCAAUCUCGUUUGGCUAAAUUACAGGUUGUCUAUCAGUAUUGGCGUAGACUUGAUAUUAAAGGGGCACUCAGUGCCAUGGAGAAGAUGGCAGAUCAUGCCGUGCUUUCUGAUUUAGUGAGCUUCUUGGCAGAGAAAAAUGACAUUAUCACAUUAGAAAUUUGCACAUGCCUUCUACCACUUCUCACUGGGCUGCUUGAGAGCAAGUUGGAUAGACAUCAAGAUAUUUCAUUGAAUAUGUUACUCAAGCUUGUUAAAGUAUUCGGUUCACUGAUUUAUACUUCGUUAUCUACUCCAACAUCAGUUGGUGUUGAUCUGGAGGCAGAGAAAAGGAUGGAGCGCUACAAUCUCUGCUUUAUUGAGCUUGAAAAAGUCAAGAGUUGCUUGCCUGCUCUUUCGAGAAGAGGAGGAUCAAUUGCCAAAUCUGCUCUAGAGCUGAAUCUAGCCUUUCAAGAAGUUUCAUGAGUUAAAUGUUAUUGCAUGAAUAUCGAAAAGUAACGAUGAUGUUGCUGAACUUGAGCAACUUCUGUAGAUCGUAGAUGCCCGCACUGCAUGCUUUUGUGCCUUGCAGAGCUAGCAUCCUCAAUUAGGUGCAACACUGACUACUAAUAUUGUUUUAUUUACACUCACCAUCGAUAGUUAAAGGACAACUGGUCGGUCAGUGAGGAGUCAUAUAGUCGAUCCCUUGGGACGUUGUAUUGAAAGUUAAGGACCACAUGCUCUAAAUUGCUACUGGUCUCAAUGUUGCUGCUAAUGAACCUACUUAUUGGAGAAGCAUCCAUCAUACUUAUUCUCACCUAACCCCAAUACAUAUUGUUCUUUGUAAUUGUAGGCUUUGUUGUGUGAAAUGAUGUAUCAAUUGUGGUAAUUAGAAUAUUAUGCAAGGGUGUUUAAACUAUAAACUCAAAUAGUUUGAAAUUGAGGCAGUACUGAUUGGUGUCUUAAUUUGAUUGGAUACAGUUCAAAGUAAAAAACUUUUGAAUUUUGUGAUCUUAAACUAAAGAUGUGUAAUAGACAAAUUCUUUGAAUUUAUGGUAUUACGUGGAAUAUUGUGAUUAAAAA
Molecule: messenger RNA, 3396 nt
Organism: Capsicum annuum
Lineage: Eukaryota; Viridiplantae; Streptophyta; Magnoliopsida; Solanales; Solanaceae
Product: katanin p80 WD40 repeat-containing subunit B1 homolog KTN80.4
Exons: 19
Coding region: 364-2799 (811 amino acids)
Biological process (GO): microtubule depolymerization; microtubule severing
Cellular component (GO): katanin complex
Molecular function (GO): microtubule binding
Source: RefSeq, a predicted model, not a curated record